Molecule: messenger RNA, 587 nt
Organism: Racocetra persica
Lineage: Eukaryota; Fungi; Glomeromycota; Glomeromycetes; Diversisporales; Gigasporaceae
Source: the annotation of a GenBank genome assembly
GGUUUGUACAACCAGAAUUUCAUGGCGAUGAUGAAGAUCAUAAAGAUUUCGUAGAUAAGUUCAUAUCAUAUAUUACCUUGGCUGGAUUAGAAAAUGUACUUGAUAACUCUGGUAUAGGUACAACAAUAGCACAUAUUCGUGGUGCUAAUGCAGGAGGUAUAACAGGUGCAGUCGCUUCUUUCUCAAAUGUUCCACUUGGACUUACAGGUACACAAAUUAUCUCUGCUCAAAAUGUUGCUGAAGAUUGGACAAUAGCGGGAGAAUGUACAACUAAUACAGUACUAGUUGCACCAAAUGCUGAAGGAGAAAUUGGAGUAUUAAGACAAGGCGUAUAUGAGAGUGUAUCUUCAUUCUGGGCAAAAAUUCAGAAAUAUGGCGAUCAACUUGGUUAUACUCCAGUACAGAAGAAAACCCAUUUCUUAUCUGGAGUUAGACCUGAUAUUAGAGAUGAAAUUUAUAGAAUUAGUCAAACAAAAUCUAUUAACGAUAUUAUUGAUAGUUUGGCAGAACUUGAAUUACAUCAUGGAAUAUUACAACAGGUACCAUCUCAACCUCACCAUGCACCUAUUGCUCCUGCUAUUCCAGAU